AUGAGGUUUGCGCUGCCUGUGCCUCUCCUGGUUCUGCUCUUGGUGCCCAGGGCUCAGACUGUGUGGCUGGGAAGGCUGGACCCCAAGCAGCUUCUUGGGCCCUGGUAUGUGCUGGCUGUGGCCUCUCGGGAAAAGGGCUUUGCACAAGGGAAGGUCUUGAGGAGCGUUGAAGGGGUCGUGGUAAGCCUGACUGCCGAGAACAAGCUGAAGAUGCUGGCCUCCCGGAGCGGGCAGGAAGGGUGCAGCCUGACUGUGGUGGAGUUGCUGAAGCAAGGCUCCGGAUGGGUGUUUGAGAAUCCUUCCCUGGGGGUGCUGGAGUACCGGGUACUGGGUACAAACUUCAAGGACUACGCCAUUGUCUUCACGCAGUUGGAAUUUGGGGAUGAGACCUUCAACACCGUGGAAUUGUACAGUCGGACCAAGGUGGCCAGUCCAGAGGCCACCAAGCUCUUCUCCAAGUGGAGCAGGGACCUGGGCUACCUGGCCCAGCAGCAGGCCAAGCUGCAGGAGGACUUCACCUGUGCCCACAAGGUUCUACAGGUGAGCUGCCCCUGGGGGCCUGGCUCAGGUCCUGUUGUCUCAGCAAUGACUGUGCUGGGGGAAGAAAUGGCACCUAAAGAUGUGUCCAUGCUGGUACCGAGCACCUGUGAUGAUGUCAUCACUGGUGUGGUUCAGUCUGAGCUGACGCUGACCCCUCCAGGUGUGCCUGAUCAGAUCACACCCAACUACAGACGAGAGUCGGAGAGAGACCACAUUGCUGACUUUGGAGACAGAGGCGUGGUCAGCCCCUGGGAGCUGGGAGAGACCAGAAAACAGCCUCCCAGACCCAAAAGGACCCAGCCCUACCCCAGCAGCUUGACUGGGACCCUGUGUCAGAGAGCUGAGAGAAAAGUGUGUUGUGACAACCGGUGUUCAUAG
Chrysochloris asiatica (Cape golden mole) is the source of this 918-nucleotide messenger RNA. RefSeq names its product lipocalin 6 (gene LCN6). Gene Ontology annotation, molecular function: small molecule binding. Lineage: Eukaryota; Metazoa; Chordata; Mammalia; Afrosoricida; Chrysochloridae. The transcript is spliced from 7 exons. Bases 1 to 918 code for a protein of 305 amino acids. The record is from RefSeq and is a predicted model, not a curated record.